Botrytis cinerea B05.10 is the source of this 632-nucleotide messenger RNA. It is a transcript of the gene Bcrps20, whose product is annotated as Bcrps20. The record is from RefSeq and is a predicted model, not a curated record. The transcript is spliced from 3 exons. The coding region runs from base 189 to 539 and encodes 116 amino acids. Gene Ontology annotation, cellular component: cytosolic small ribosomal subunit; ribosome. Lineage: Eukaryota; Fungi; Ascomycota; Leotiomycetes; Helotiales; Sclerotiniaceae. Gene Ontology annotation, biological process: translation. Gene Ontology annotation, molecular function: RNA binding; structural constituent of ribosome.
GCCAAGACUUUCUCCCACAGUUUUCGUGAAUCUUCAAUUUUAUCUAAUCUUCGCGCCAAAUUUCAGAAUUCUUUUUCUACGACCACCUUCAUCACUUUGCCGCAACUGGAACCAUCGUUCGAGUCUUGAAGGAAUAACAUCAAUCAAUAGAAUCCCAUUCUAUCAAUCCAUUCAAUCUAUCAGCAAACAUGUCUUACAACAAGGAUAAGGAUUUCGCCGGUGAAGGCCCAAAAACCCACAAGAUCAGAAUCACCCUCACCUCCAAGAAGGUUGAGUCCCUCGAGAAGGUCUGCCGUGAGCUCAUCGAGCGUGCCAAGGGAAAGGAUCUCCGUAUCAAGGGACCAGUCCGUCUCCCAACCCAAACCUUGAAGGUUACCACCCGUAAAACUCCUUGUGGUGAAGGUUCCAAGACCUGGGAUUGCUUCGAGAUGAGAAUCCACAAGCGUCUCAUUGAUCUUAACGCCCCUACCGAGGUUGUCAAGCAAAUCAUCAUCAACAUCGAAGCUGGUGUUGAGGUUGAGGUUACCAUCGCUGCAUAAAUUACUUGAAUGUGAUGAGAAAGGGAGGAAAUGAUGGUGAAGAAAUAGGUCGACCACUUUAUCAGGGUAGACAAUUGAACGCUGUUCCUCUCA